AUGCGCGCUACCAACGUCUACCAGCGACACCAUGUCCUCUCACAUGCGCAAUAUCACCUCACAAUGUGCAUCAGGUGGUCCAAAGCUGAGGGCGGCGUGAUUCGCUGCUUCCGUGGCCAAGUUCCCCGCAUUGGAAGCCUGGUGGACGCAUCAGUGAAGCGGUGCGGGUGCUACGACCCAAUGUUCGCCGCGCAACACACAGACAAGCUCAAGGUUGUGGAUGGGUGUGAUCCCAAGGCCAGUGAGUGCAAGACAAGCAUCAAGGACGCAAAGGAGAACCACUUGAAGAAUCAACCACACUUGAAGCAGCGUGCACACAUGCACCACCACAACCAUUGACGUGUGCUCAACACAUCAUCGCGCAACGGCCUGGCCUCGUCUGUUGUUAUCGUUCACAACCCACGCGCCCGAACACGCACACGCAUACCUGCGCACAUCAGAAACAACCCCCUUUACUUCAUUUCAAAUGUCACAUGCGAGACAGACACGGUUACAUUCGGGCGAAGAGCACGUAAAACCAAACCAGUGGCACA
This is a messenger RNA of Salpingoeca rosetta, 533 nucleotides long. RefSeq lists its product as uncharacterized. The coding region runs from base 1 to 339 and encodes 112 amino acids. The record is from RefSeq and is a predicted model, not a curated record. NCBI's taxonomy places the organism in Eukaryota, Choanoflagellata, Craspedida, Salpingoecidae. The transcript has 3 exons.